Spodoptera frugiperda (fall armyworm) is the source of this 1415-nucleotide messenger RNA. RefSeq lists its product as uncharacterized. The coding region runs from base 99 to 1415 and encodes 438 amino acids. The transcript is spliced from 2 exons. NCBI's taxonomy places the organism in Eukaryota, Metazoa, Arthropoda, Insecta, Lepidoptera, Noctuidae. The record is from RefSeq and is a predicted model, not a curated record.
CCUCGCCAUGGACAUCUCAGAAAGUCGCCGUUUGAUAUCGCUUUAUAAAGAAUUUAAAUGUUUAUUAUAAUCUUCAUUUAUCUUUUAGAACACCACUGAUGACGGGGCUCACUAUAAAUAGGACACCGAAGGGAACACUGAAAGUAGCCGAUAUCGUCCAACUAGAAAAUACCCCCCGGGGCUCCAUCAAAAGAAAAACGGAGCUGGAGGAGUCAGUGCAUAUUGGACACUUGGAACGGGCGGCCGCGUGUGACUUGGACUGGGAGGAUGGGGAUACGGCGGUGACAGAACACUAUGACCAUGUCAAACAAUGGAUCUGUGAGUUGCCACCGCCAGACUCCCGUACCUGCAGGACGCCAGAUCCAGAUGUGUGCGCUGCUGCUGUUAUUGGAAAGGCUGCUGAAGCUAAUGCUUCAGUGCCUGGACCUAGCGGUAGCUUUGGGGUACCAGCAACGAAAGAUGUUGUCCCGUCGGUGUCGGGUUGUACAGCAUCGUCAAGGCGGGUUAUAGAUACGGUAAACGAUGGUAGCGAUUUGGAUUCAGAUUUUGACGAUGAGUUUAAUCUGGAUCAAAUCGCUACUACCGGUGGUAUGUUGAGGACUAUUCCGAAUGACGAGGAAUUGGAUGAGCCUACAACUCAUAUAGUAAAUUCCAUUGAGAGUGCCAUGGACGACGUCAUCGAUCAAAUGGUUGGCACCUCUAUUAAUUUCGAGUGGCAAGAGGACUUCAGUAGUUUCCGAGGUGUGGCCGAAGAAUUUUCGGGUCCUAACGUCGGGCCUACUGAAGACUAUGAUACGCCUUAUGAUGCCUUUACUGCUAUUUGGGGUAAAGACAUCAUAGGGCAUAUAGUCACCGAAACGAAUAGAUAUGCCAAACAGGUGAUCGAUGCAAAAACGGCAGCAGGUACACUGAAAACGUCAUCUCGUCUUCAUAAGUGGACUGACACUAAUGAAAACGAGAUGUACGUUUUCUUUUCAAUACUCAUGUUUAUGGGCUUGGAUCCACGGACAUCCCAACAUGAGUAUUGGAAGUCUACUGGCUAUCUCGAGAUGCCCAAAUUCCGAAAAUUGAUGCAAUUUAAUCGCUUCAUAUUGCUGAACAAAUUCCUUCAUUUUGAGAACAAUUCUGCAGGGGGCCAGGAUUUGUCUCAAACUGAAAGAAAUGUGCUUCCAGCAAAGUUGCGGAAACUUGCACCAAUUAUUCGGCAUUUGAAUAACAAGUUUUCAAACUUGUAUAAUUUGCAUCCCGAUAUAGCCAUAGACGAAUCACUUACACUAUUCAAAGGUCGCUUGUCUUGGAUACAAGCGAUCCGCUCAAAGUCUGCCCGCUUCGGCUUGAAAUCUUUCGAGCUUUGCGAGUCGAGGACGGGCUACCUGUAUAAAUUUGAAAUUUCUACAGGAAAAAAAUUUCUAUAA